AACGCCUUACUCAGAGUACUAUGUGUAAUAUUUGAUAGAAGUAAUUUUUGUGUUUGUAUUUGUGUAUAGUAAUAUCGAAUUUGCUACGUAUUGUGAUUCAUUAUCUUAUAAAAGGAAUAUUAUUGUUAGUGGAUUUUACUGCGUAUGUUGAGGAGGGCGUAUCAAUCCUACAAUUUAUAGAAUAUUUUUCAAAUACAUUUACAUAACCUCAAAUGUGAGAUUUUGCAUAUGUUUGUUUUAGAAUGGACAUUAUUUAGUGAGUUAAUCAUUUUAGAUUUAAUUGACUAGUAAAUAGAAUUUCAUCCUAAAUAAGUUAUUUAUUAUAAAUAGUGUUACUUGAAGGAAUUUGAUCCAAAAAGUCAAGAUGAAGAAAAAGGUUUUGUUGAUGGGCAAAAGUGGCUCAGGAAAGACGAGUAUGCGUAGUAUUAUAUUUGCUAAUUAUAUAGCACGUGAUACUCGUCGAUUAGGUGCAACAAUUGACGUAGAGCAUAGUCAUGUUCGUUUCCUUGGAAAUUUGGUAUUAAAUCUUUGGGAUUGUGGAGGUCAAGAAGCUUUCAUGGAAAAUUAUUUUGCAUCUCAACGUGAUAAUAUAUUCCGAAAUGUAGAGGUGUUAAUUUACGUUUUCGAUGUGGAAUCAAGAGAAUUAGACAAAGAUAUGCAUUAUUAUCAAAACUGUUUAGAAGCAAUAUUGCAAAAUAGCCCCGAUGCAAAGAUUUUUUGUCUUGUUCAUAAAAUGGAUUUGGUACAAGAGGAUCAGCGUGAUUUGAUACUACGAGAGAGAGAGGAAGAUCUCAAAAGACUGAGUUUACCACUUGGAUGUACUUGUUUUAGAACUAGUAUAUGGGAUGAAACUUUAUAUAGAGCGUGGUCUUCUAUCGUAUACAUGUUGAUACCUAAUGUAGAAGAAUUGGAACAAAGCCUAAAUCAAUUUGCAAAAAUAAUUGAUGCGGAUGAAGUACUAUUAUUUGAAAGAGCAACAUUUCUUUUAAUUAGCCAUUGCGAAAGACAACUUCACAGAGAUGUACAUCGUUUUGAAAAAGUUUCGAAUAUCAUAAAACAGUUUAAAUUAAGUUGCAGUAAGUUAGCGGCACAGUUUCAAAGUAUGGAGGUAAGAAAUAGUAAUUUUGCUGCUUUCAUAGAUGUAUUCACAUCAAACACAUAUGUGACGGUUAUCAUGUCAGAUCCAGCUAUUCCAUCGGCAGCAACGUUAAUUAAUAUUCGCAAUGCACGUAAACAUUUUGAAAAAUUAGAACGGGCCAGUCAAAGUUCAGCAUUGGGUAGAUAGAAGUCAGCUCGACCCAGGCGCAUUGUCACCCGGGUCCAAACUGUUAAUGACUGUUGAAUUUAAGAGUCUGAUGGAAUGACCAAUAUUACAUUUGGCAAUUUAUUUGCUGAAAAUAAUUCAUCGAAUAAUAAUAAUAUCCAGCUUUUAUUAUGAGCAUUCAUGACAGAAAUAUGUGAAUAAUUAUACAGGGAAUAUUUCUUUGUUUCUUGCUCAAUUGCUAUGUUUGAUGGUGCUGUAAGACUUUGUAUCAUCUCAUAAUAAUUGUGGAUCUGUGUAAACCUGUAACGAGCAAUUCAGUAUCAACAGCCAUAAAGAUAAUAUUUUGUCUGAAUUAUUUAUAAUGGUAAAUAUGUCACUUAGUUUAAAUCCUAAAUAACUUCAUUUUUUAGACCGAACAAUAUUGUCAUUGUUCCAUGUUAUAUCAAUAUCUCGCAUCAAAUUUGUACAGUGGCUUUUGUGAUCUUCUCAAAAAGAUAUAUUUUCUUAUACUGUAUUUAGUUUCUUCAAAAUAGCGUACAGUUAAUAUAUGAAAUUAAUCAAGGAAUAGGAGUAAACAAUUAUUACAAUACAUUCUCAAUGACAUGGUAUUAAUAUCACAUUUGUAUGUUUUGUGUUAAAUAUGUUAAAUUAAAUAUUAAAUUUGAAUUGCGCUGCCUCGCACAUAAAAUUAAGUAAAUAAAUAAUCUAUGAUUGAUAUUAUGGAUUAACGGCUGUAAUUGUUUUUAAAAAUAAAUAAAGUAAUAAUAGUCUAAUAA
Polistes canadensis is the source of this 2040-nucleotide messenger RNA. RefSeq names its product ras-related GTP-binding protein A (gene RagA-B). Gene Ontology annotation, molecular function: GTPase activity; GTP binding. Gene Ontology annotation, cellular component: nucleus; lysosome; Gtr1-Gtr2 GTPase complex. The record is from RefSeq and is a predicted model, not a curated record. Gene Ontology annotation, biological process: regulation of autophagy; positive regulation of TOR signaling; cellular response to starvation. Bases 365 to 1285 code for a protein of 306 amino acids. The transcript has 6 exons. NCBI's taxonomy places the organism in Eukaryota, Metazoa, Arthropoda, Insecta, Hymenoptera, Vespidae.